UCUGUGAGAGCUGCUUGAACAGCAAGAAAACAGACGACAGCAGUAUUUUCAAGUGUUACAUCAUAAUGAUUCGCUACAGCACUGUGAUGUCGCUGACUAUUCUGGCUCUCUGCCUGCUGGCUUGUAUUCACUCUGGCAUAAACGCAUAUCCAGCCAAGCCUGCCGGUCCCCGCCAAGGUGCACCGCCUGAGGAGCUUGCCAAAUAUUAUUCUGCACUAAGACACUACAUCAAUCUCAUUACAAGACAGAGGUAUGGAAAAAGAGACACCCCAGAUACAGUAUUUUCAGAUGUGUUGAUGAGAGAGAGCACUGAGAGUAUUCCAGGAUCAAACUAUGUCAGGUAUGAUGAGCUGCCACUGUGGUGAUGCUGCUGAGCUGUCAUAUCACACCCAGGCUGGCUUUAUCACAAAACUGCUGCCGUUUCUGUUACUGACAUGUAAUGAAUUUGUGCUGUGUGAAAUAAACAUUGAGUAAUGCAAACACUUUGGUCUGUAAUGUUGACACUACUUCUAAAACACAUUUUAUGCCUGCCUAUCUACAU
This is a messenger RNA of Larimichthys crocea (large yellow croaker), 541 nucleotides long. RefSeq names its product peptide YY-like. Gene Ontology annotation, molecular function: neuropeptide hormone activity; neuropeptide Y receptor binding. Bases 66 to 365 code for a protein of 99 amino acids. Gene Ontology annotation, cellular component: extracellular region. The record is from RefSeq and is a predicted model, not a curated record. Gene Ontology annotation, biological process: neuropeptide signaling pathway; feeding behavior. The transcript has 4 exons. NCBI's taxonomy places the organism in Eukaryota, Metazoa, Chordata, Actinopteri, Sciaenidae.